Messenger RNA from Vicia villosa (hairy vetch), 1659 nucleotides. RefSeq names its product BAG family molecular chaperone regulator 7. NCBI's taxonomy places the organism in Eukaryota, Viridiplantae, Streptophyta, Magnoliopsida, Fabales, Fabaceae. The transcript has 3 exons. Gene Ontology annotation, biological process: protein folding. Gene Ontology annotation, molecular function: protein-folding chaperone binding. Bases 217 to 1464 code for a protein of 415 amino acids. The record is from RefSeq and is a predicted model, not a curated record. Gene Ontology annotation, cellular component: plasmodesma.
UUAAAUUUCCAACUAUACCCUCACCAUUUCCCACACUCCUCGUUCUCUUCAAUACUUUGUCUUCUUCUCCAUUUCAAUUCCUUUAAACCCCACACCCCCAUUCCCUUUCAACAUCACCAUCAUUAUCGAUUUCAAUUUUAAACCAAAUCAAAUCACAACAACAAAAACACUCAUAAAACGAGUUAACACCGAUUCCACUCACUAACUCACUCAACCAUGAGCCGAUUCAGAAGAUACGAAAUCAUCGAAGAAGAACCGUUGCCUUUUCCCUUACCUUUCUGUCACUCAUCUUCCUCACAUUUCUUCGUAACCGAAACCCUACCAUUCCCUUCCUUCAUCCAAGAAUCUCUACCGUUCGAUCUAGAUCUUCUCCUCCCGAGUCAUUUCCACGCGGAUCUGGUGCGCGUGGAUCGUACGGCGUCGUUUUUGCAAAAACGAGUUGAGAAGCAGAGUGAACUCCGUUUGCAGAGUUUAACUGACCGAGUCGCCGAGUUGGAGUCGCGAUUCGAGCAGAUCCUCGGCGGGAAGAAGAAGAAGGAUGAGAAGAAGAAGAAGAGUAGUGAACGGAAGUACACGUGGACGACUGAGAUUAAAGGAGGUGAGAAGAAUGGGUUUGAUAGGAAGUAUAAAUGGAUAGCUGAGAUUGUUGAGGAAGAGAAGAAGAAGAAUAAGCAGAAAAGUGCGAUUGUGAAGAAUGUGAAAUGGACGGCUGAGAUUAAAGGGAAAGGUGAGGAUAGUGGGAAUACGAGGAGGUAUAGUUUUGCAGUUGAAAGUGGUGAUGACGCUGAGAAGAAGAAGAAAAAUGGGAGUGAGAAGGAGAAGGAGAAGGAGAAGGUGAAGGAGGAAGAGAAUGUUAAGGAUAAGAAGAAAGAGAGAAAGUUGCGGAUUGUGGAGAUUGAAGAACCUGAUGAUCAUAGGGUUGUUGUUUUAAGACAGGCAUAUGCUAAGAGGUUUGGCGCAGUUCAAAAUCAGAGAGGCAAAAAGAAGGAAUUAUCUCCUCAAGAUGCUGCAUUGUUGAUCCAGAUCACCUUUAGAGCAUACAUAAUCCGUAGGUCAAAGGCUCUUCGCGCCCUUAGAGAACUGGCUGUUGCAAAAUCUAAAUUAAAGGAACUCAGAGCCCAGUUCAAUAAUUUUUCCUACCGACGCCGCAUAGCUAGCGAUCCAGUGGAACGCCAGAGGUUUUCUGAGAAAGUCAUUGUCUUGCUCCUCACUGUUGAUGCCAUUGAGGGAGUUGAUUUGAUGGUUAGAUCUGCAAAGAAGUCAAUGGUGGAUGAGCUGGAAGCAAUGCUUGAUGUUGUAGAUCCCCAGCCUACUGGAGGUUCCGGAUCCUUCAAAAGAAGAACAUUUGAUAUGCCUGAUGGAGUCAUCCGGAAGGAAAUCGAAGAAGGUGUUGCACAAGUUGUGCAAAUGCUUGAUGAAGCCGAGAAUAGCAGCGACACCUAUGAAGCAUCCCAUCGUGAUUAAGGAAGCAAUAUUUAUUUGCUUAUUUCCUGCUUUCCAUCUGAGGUUGUAGUAUGUUGCUAGCCGGAUCCUAGUCUAAGGUUUGAGUACUUUUGUUUAGUUAAGCUUUUGUGUUUCACUUUCCUCUAAUGGUUUUGUCUUUGGUUAAUGUUUGGAACUUUUAUGAAUGAGAAAAAUUGGCUUCGUGCCAUGGGAGAA